AUGAAAGUUCAACUCUUUUUCCUGUCUGCAACACUGAUAUACGGUACAUUUUCAGAGUUUGAUAUCUAUCACAUUUUGCAGGAGAAUUUGGUGUUGAAGGUUCACUAUCGUAAGAAAUCAUCACGUAAAAAUAAUUAUGGGAUUGAAAAGCUCUUUGUUAUCGGAGACUCCUAUGCUGAUACUGGAAAUCUCCCAAAAAUGUGGAAGGACAAACCUUAUGGACUGACUUUUCCAGGCAAGCCAGACGGCCGAUUCUCCGACGGCCAUAUCCUGACUGAUUUCAUUGCGGAUUUCUUGGGACUAAAGUCUCCAGUGCCAUAUAGAAUGAGGAAUGCACAGAAGAAGGAUUUGCAAUAUGGGAUAAAUUUUGCCUUUGGAGGGGCUGGUGUGGGCAAAACAUUGUCUUCAGUGCCUAAUUUCAGCACCCAAGUGGAUUUUUUUGAAGAACUCAUCAAGAAAGCGGUGUACUCAAAAUGCGACCUUGAACACUCUUUGACUCUAGUUACUCUUUCAGGCAACGAUUAUUCUGCUUUUUUAGCAAGAGGAGGCACCAUUUUGGAUCUCAUAAUUACUUUCAUCCCUGGUGUGGUGCAAAAACUUGCAGCAAUCUUGAAACGCAUUUCAGACUUAGGGGUGAAGAGAAUAGCAGUGGGAUCGCUGCCACCAUUAGGAUGUGUACCUGUAAUUACAAUAAGUAGUGGUUUCAAACAAUGUAAUUACACUGCAAAUAUGGCGUCUAUACUACAUAAUUCCAUUCUAGCAGAUUCUGUGGCACAGUUGAACAAUGAGAGCUUAUCGACUCAAUUCGAGAUUCUUGAUCUUGAUGCUGCAUUCACUACAAUUAUCCAACAUGUUCAAGAUCGCAAAGGUGCUUUAUCUUACUUUCUUGAUCUUGUUGUUUCUUCUGUUUUUCAAAUGUUCACCCUGUUUAGUUAUCUAGGAUUUAUCUUGUGGAUUCUUUUAUUCUAUGCGGAUAAAAAGUGGGGCCAAAAAUUUGAAAAUUAUAAGCAAAAACGUGCAGUGUAG
Coffea arabica (coffee) is the source of this 1026-nucleotide messenger RNA. RefSeq names its product GDSL esterase/lipase At5g03610-like. The record is from RefSeq and is a predicted model, not a curated record. Gene Ontology annotation, molecular function: hydrolase activity, acting on ester bonds. NCBI's taxonomy places the organism in Eukaryota, Viridiplantae, Streptophyta, Magnoliopsida, Gentianales, Rubiaceae.